Messenger RNA from Eruca vesicaria subsp. sativa (arugula), 726 nucleotides. Lineage: Eukaryota; Viridiplantae; Streptophyta; Magnoliopsida; Brassicales; Brassicaceae. The record is from the annotation of a GenBank genome assembly.
AUGGAGAAGGCAGUGCAUUUGUCAACAAAAGCUGGACCAGAGGUUCCAGGAGAGCCAACGAAGAUGUCAACCUCCAUGGUUGACUCAGCUGCUGCUGCUGUACAAAGCUUCACUCCUAUUAACCAAAUCCACCAACAUCUCUGCGCGUUCCAUUUUUAUGCAUAUGAUAUGACACGACAAGUGGAGGCACAUCAUUUCUGCGGACACAUCAACGAGGACAUGCGUCAGUGUCUGAUCUACGACGGUCCUGAAGCCAACGCUCGUCUGAUCGGUUUGGAGUACAUAGUGACAGAGAAGCUUUUCAUGACGUUGCCUGAUGAUGAGAAGAAGCUUUGGCACACUCACGAGUGGGAAGUCAAAGGAGGGUUCCUGUUCAUGCCCGGUGUUCCCGAAACAAUCCAACGCCAAGAUCUCGAGAAAGUUGCCAAAACGUAUGGAAAAGUUUACCAUUUCUGGCAAGUUGAUUUGGGGCAUGAGCUCCCCAUUGGUUUGCCUAAUAUUAUGAUGGCUGUUACUCGUGACGGUCAACUUUACCCCGAGAUGGUCAAAGAGACGGAGAAGAAGUUUGGGGUGUCGAUAGAGAAAGAGAGAGAGUCAAGGGCUUAUAUGACUGGACCAGACCAUGGGAUACAUCCGUUGGCGAAUGGAGGAGGCAAAGGGCUGAAGUUGGAGGUGCGUGAGGUCGACCUCAAGCCAGUAGAGUCUGUUCCGAGAGUCUUUGUCUAA